Aspergillus nidulans FGSC A4 is the source of this 503-nucleotide messenger RNA. Its product is annotated as putative prefoldin subunit 2. Gene Ontology annotation, cellular component: prefoldin complex; cytoplasm. The record is from RefSeq and is a predicted model, not a curated record. The transcript has 4 exons. Gene Ontology annotation, molecular function: tubulin binding. Lineage: Eukaryota; Fungi; Ascomycota; Eurotiomycetes; Eurotiales; Aspergillaceae. Bases 1 to 357 code for a protein of 118 amino acids. Gene Ontology annotation, biological process: protein folding; tubulin complex assembly.
AUGGCUAGUCAACCACAAAUCGCUCCAAAGAAGCAGCAAGAGCUGCAGGCGCAAUACACAAACUUCAAGAACACUCUGCAACAGCUAGCUCAGAAGAUUGGUGAUAUUGAGCAGGAGGCUGAGGAGCACAAACUCGUGAUCGAUACCCUGGAGCCCCUACCUCAAGACCGGACGUGCUUUCGGAUGGUAAAUGGAGUUUUGGUUGAGCGGACAGUUGCCGAUGUUCUACCUACGCUGAAAACAAACUCGGAUGGCUUAAAGCAAGUAUUGGAGGAUAUGCUGAAACAGUACAAGUCGAAGCAAUCGGAGCUGGACAAUUGGAAGAAAAAGAAUAAUAUCCAGGUUGUACAACCUUAAGAGACGAUUUAUGAAUGAAGAAUCUCGUUUGACCACGAUGUAUGGGCUGUCUACUUAGCCGAAUGUACUAUAAACCUUUCUCCCUUACGGAUACACGAAGAUCAAAAGGUGUUGUAGGGUUUGCUCAAUCGAUUGCAUUUGCUGUC